AUGGAAGAACAAACACUCCCACGAUACAAUCAAAAGCACUACUACCCCGUCAACAUAGGUGAUACCUUCAAAGACCGAUACCGAAUCAUCGCAAAGCUGGGGUUUGGCGCGUACUCCACGGUCUGGCUUGCCAGAGAUGAGAAAUCGAAAGAAUACACUUCACUCAAGGUCUGCAUUCAGGACGACACAGAGACUUCACCCAUCCUCAAUGAAAUCAAAAUGCUCCGACGCCUAGCAGACGUUGCGAAGCAACCUCUAAAGCCCGGACACGAUGACCACGCUGGCCAGCUCUUCACGCGUUUCGCACGUGAUAUCUUCGAGAUCCAGGGACCAACGGGUCGGCAUCAUUGCAUCGCGAUGAAGCCUCAAGGAAACAGCGUCCGCACACUCCAAGAAAGAUCCGCCGAUGGAAAGUUGCCGAAACUUCUCGUACGAUCAAUAAUACACCGCUUAUGGUUUUCCAUAAACUGGCUGCAUGCGGGAUGUGGCGUCGUUCAUACUGAUAUCACUCCCAAGAACGUUCUGAUGGAGAGCAGGGACGACACUAUUUUCAAAGAUAUUGAGGACGAAGAGUCGCGAGAGCCAAGCGUACCGAUUGUGACUGAUCGUGGCCCCGUUUACCCUCAUCGACCUAGCAAGCUGGAGCUUUCUGGCAUUCCAAUCCUCAGCGACUUUGGGAGCAUGCGAUUAUUGGAGCCGAUGAGCACAGAUUGGUGGAUGCCCGAUCUAUACCGAGCUCCGGAGGUCCUCCUGAAGCUUCCAUGGGAGGGUCACGUCGAUUACUGGUCAAUGGGCGUAAUGACGCUGGAGCUUCUGGAGGCGAAAAAUCUUUUCGAUCCCAUCGACCGCGUGGAUCACCGAUACGUUCUUCCAAUAGCAUUAGCGCAGUACAUUGGGUAUCUCGGCCCUCCACCGCUAGAAAUGAUCAAACAGAGUCCCCUUUUCUCGGAAUACUUCGACGCUGAUGGCAAUUGGGCCUACGAUUACCCUAUUCCCAAGACAUCUUUAGAGGAAUUCGUCACGGUCAUACCCCCAGGCGAAGAAAAAGACCUAUUCCUCAAGUACAUCCGGAAGCAGUUGACGUGGGAUCCGGAAGCGAGAGUGGGAUCUGCGGACAUCAUUUUCGACGACUGGCUGAUGAGGCCCAACGAGAUCAUGGGACCUGCCUUUCCUUCUAUGGCAGAGUCCGACCCGAUCUCUUGA
Molecule: messenger RNA, 1203 nt
Organism: Mytilinidion resinicola
Lineage: Eukaryota; Fungi; Ascomycota; Dothideomycetes; Mytilinidiales; Mytilinidiaceae
Product: kinase-like protein
Exons: 5
Coding region: 1-1203 (400 amino acids)
Biological process (GO): regulation of mRNA processing; spliceosomal complex assembly; protein phosphorylation
Molecular function (GO): ATP binding; protein kinase activity
Source: RefSeq, a predicted model, not a curated record